Messenger RNA from Drosophila bipectinata, 842 nucleotides. Lineage: Eukaryota; Metazoa; Arthropoda; Insecta; Diptera; Drosophilidae. The record is from RefSeq and is a predicted model, not a curated record.
AUAUUAUUAACUGUUUUUCAAACGGAUAUCAGAUCACAGUUUCACUAAAAACAACAUGAAACAAAGAGCCAAGGUCUUCUGGGAGCUUUUUGUAAUAUUUUCCCUUAUAGGGAUAACCUUACAGCAAGACACGACAGUAGCUGCUGUCACCACCGACGGAAGUACAAAAACCGCCGUCAGUGAAAAACCCAAUCCUGCUGCUGCUAGUCCAGGGUCUUCGGUUGGAAGCAAACCAGCUUCUAGCUCCGGGUCGAGGUGUCAGCCAUCAGAAAUUUUAACCCAGGAAGGCUGCGUUGAUCGGGAAUUCUAUUUGAACCGCAUAGUCAUGCGCUACUGGAACGACGAAGGAUUUGAUAAGAAGAAAGCCAGGUCUGGAAGGGUGCAAACUUCAAAAUGUAUAUUAGGCCAAGUGAUGACCCCGGAUGGAUGCAGAAAUAUGUUGAACAAUCCGCACGAUGGAGAGGCACGGGUCCCAGUACGUCACAGCCACUUAGUUGGCUCCAAAGUGCAUCAUUAUUCUUAUGUAGCCCAGCCGGAUGAGGAGGAAUCACAAAACCGCAAGCCCGCUAGGCAUACCAAAGAGAGUGGGGGAGCUCACAUUUUGGGUGAAAAUCGACCUCGAAUGUACGUAUUUUUACCGGGAAGACAACUGCGCCAUAAGAAAAGGUGUCGAUCAAACGAAGUGAGAGGCAUGGGAAACCGAUGCAUUCGCAGGAGAAGGGAACACACACGAAGACAACCUCAUGAAUCUCACACAACCCAUCAUCAUGAAUCUCACACAACCCAUCAUCCUGAGGCUGGCGUGCACACGGUAAAAGGCGCAGGAGAAGGUCAUUAAACAA